AUGCGUGAGCUUGCCUUUAUAUCGACCGAUCUCGUCUGUCUUCAGGAUGUUGAGGCCGGUUUGACUCGUCCUGGCGGUCGCCUUCUUUCCAUGCUGGCUGAGCAUGGGUACUCGGCCAGAUUUGUGCUCACCCCAUGUGACACGAGUGUUAGGACAUCAAUUGACCACCAAUCCAGCGCAGUCGCUCGGGCCACUAUCCUUCUUUAUCGAACAGAUGUUUUCACUGAGCUGGGGUAUCGCAUCCGCCCAGUGGACAAAAUAGCUAAAUCCGUAUGUUCAUAUCAAUUUUUCAUAUUCCUUCAUAUAUAUGCAUAUAUGUACGCCCCUAAUGUAAUAACGUAA
Molecule: messenger RNA, 342 nt
Organism: Protopolystoma xenopodis
Lineage: Eukaryota; Metazoa; Platyhelminthes; Monogenea; Polystomatidea; Polystomatidae
Source: the annotation of a GenBank genome assembly